CCAAUAGAAAAGUAGCCAUGACUUCAACUCCAAAACCAAACAGGAAAAAACAGCAGCUAUAUCUUUCCUCUUACAUGCCGGCCACUCUUGUUUUCCUCUUCUAUGGCUCAAAUCCCAGAUAGCAGCUGCAAAAAGGAAAACCAUCAGCCUAAAAGAACCAGCAGUUGUUUCCUGGGCUGUUUUGGAUCAUCUAUUCCUCCCCAUAAGGUCAAAGAAAAGAGCAAGAAAAGCAGCACUAGUCCUACUACAACUACAAGAACUACAGUUUCGUGGUUUUCUUGGUCCAAGAAAUCCCCUAAGAGAACUGUUCCAGUUGAUGCUGCCACCAGUGAAAAGCUCCAUCAAAGAAAAGAUGGUUUUUUAAUGGCCAAAUCUAUCAAGAAAGUGUUAGCUAAACCUCCAAAUCUUCCAGCAGACGGCGCCGUCGCUGGUCAAGCUCCGGGUGGUCCGAUUGGUGAUGUGAUUGUCCAAGGGAAAAAAUUUGCUAAGUCAAAGUACGAAAAUGCUCAAAAGAUCAUCCUCGAGAAUAGCAAAAGCUUAAAUCGUUUGGAGUCCAUUGUGGAGGAGACAACGUAUAAAAAAGGGUCAUCUAAAAAACACUCUUCAAGUCAUCGUUCACCGGAGGACAAGCAAGCGGCUAGCCAGCGGGCCGUGGCGGUGAUCUCGCACUCAACCUCUAUGCCGCCACCGUCAAUACAGAAGAAACCCGCGGUGGGCAACGGUGGCGAGCAAAGUUUUCUCGUGAAGAAAGACAAAUCUCAAGGAGAAAACGACAAGCAAGGUGGCAAAUUUGACCGGUUUGUUGGGAUGUCAAUUAUAUUGGUGACCCUAACAAUUAUGGUAGUUUGGGGUAAGUUAUGUGCAAUUUUGUUCACUUCUGCAUGGUUAUAUUGCUUCCCUCUCAUCAAAGCCCAAAAGGUUGAACCAAAAGUUACAACAAGAAAUGGUUCAAAAUCCUUUGAUCUAGAUAUAAACUCAGAAGAAUAUAAGAAGAAGGUUGUUUUAGAGGGACUUCUGGAAAGAAACCGUAGGAAUAAUGCAUAAUGGUGUUGGAUUUUUUUAGUCUGGAACAAAUUUCAGUUGAACUUUUCUUUUCUUGGGUUUUUGUUUUUUUUUAGGGGGGGGGGGGGGUGUGGUGUUGAUUAAGGGUUGGCAAAAUGGUGCAUUGAUGUUGCUCAUUUAUGUAAUGCUGUUUUCCAACUAAAAGUGGCACAUUUGUUUGUAUACUUUAUAGGAAGAUCUCCUAAAUUUUGUGAAAGGAAAUAGAUAUCUUGAUCCAUUCUAUUGAUUUGUCCACUUGUUUAUUAAUUUGUUUAGCCAUUCAAAAGUAACUAGAACUCUGAAAGGCCAAAAAAAAAAAAACGAAAAAAAAAGAAAUAAGAAAUUAAAACUCAGAAAUAUAAAGGUUAGCUUAUAUAACGACUCCAAAAAGAGAUGUUAUGCUUGCACAGAUGAAUUAUGUUAAGGCAAUCUAACAUGAAAUCGACUAAUUGUCAUGCCUGUCCCAGAUGGGUUAUCGAAAAGAGGCCGUAUUCACUUGAAUUAGACAUUUUAAAAUAAUAAUUAAUAUUCGCGAAUCAUUGGGUUAACCUAAACCCAAAGUAUAGUAGGAUGGUGGGCGAAUAUUCGAAAGGUUUUCUUAUUUGGUGCCUAGACGUAUUAAAAAAGAAGAGUAGAUCAACUAUUAAUGUUUUAUAAUUGUCACCCACCUCGUGAAUUACAAUACUUUUCUACAAGAAAUUUAUCCUUUUGUCAAAAUUAUCACCCAUUUCUUGAAUUACAAUAUUUUUCUACAAGAAUUUUCUACUUGUUUGGAUUGUGAUUUUCUGCAAAAAAAAAAAA
Messenger RNA from Coffea arabica (coffee), 1842 nucleotides. RefSeq lists its product as uncharacterized. The record is from RefSeq and is a predicted model, not a curated record. NCBI's taxonomy places the organism in Eukaryota, Viridiplantae, Streptophyta, Magnoliopsida, Gentianales, Rubiaceae.